AAUGAUUUCAGCUCUAUGCCAAAAUUCAUUAAUGCCGUCCACCUACUCCUAAUAAUGUCUCCUUAAAUUUGAAUGGUAUUGACAUUUUUUAAAACCAGUUUGGAAAUUUCAUUGCAUUUAUACUCAAAAAAUUCCAUUUCUCUGGAAAUAAUUAACUUGAUUGAGUUAAACGAAGCACAAUAUGCAUUCAUCGCCAUACAGCUCUCACUUGAUGUUGUAUGUUACAGUGUAUUGACUAAAUGCUUUUUGUUUAUUUAAACGCUAUUUUUUUGUUUGUGUUCCCUUUUUAAACCAAGUUAUUUGAGACGAAUUACUAGCUUAGCAAAUGCUUCAGUUUGUGAUAGAAUAAACAGUAUGUUACAAUUUUUGGUCUAAUUCCGAUCACAAAUGAGCCUCCACUCUAUUACUAAUUCAGGAGAUUUUGCUAUCUUAAUGGGACUUAUUGCUAUUUAAGAUUAACUUUCCCGCCCUAAAAAUCAGUUAGAUAUCGAUCAGUGGCCGAUUCGGUGUCUCCCAAUUCUACAUUGCUAAGACACUUGUGUCAAGUCCAUUUCUAUGUGCUUCCAGCAUUUUUGAUCGUUUCUCAUUUUUAAAAUUUCGGUUGCGACCCAUUUUUAUUUCGCACUAUUUGUUUAGCUGGUCAAGAGUUAAUCAGAUAAAAGUUACAAUGGUCCGUCCCCAUACAACAUAACAUAAAGUUGAUAUCCAGUUCGACAUAACUUCUUUAAAGACAAGUGUUAGGCCACCAUUAAGCAUUAGCAUUUAACCAGUUGCCGGGCUAAAUAAAAACCCACAAUCAAACCCCGGCUGACUUCUUAUCCCAGUGGCCCGGCGGAGCAACAGAGAGAAAGAGCUUAGUGCACUUUACUUUUAUUGUCUUCUUGUCUACGGGUCUAUUGACUGCUAGGUGACUGCUGUAUAUGUUUCUUGUAGUGUUGGGGGGUUAUGUUGUGUUCCUAUUUGUCAACAGCAGACGUCCCGGGUCGGGUGAAGAUUGAAUGAAUGUUUGAUAGAAUUUAAAGGGGCUUUGAGAUAUCUGUUCAAGCACGUUGGGGUGUCUAGGGAAUAUCGCCUCCCUCGUUCUCUUCUCAUUUAGGACCGACUGAACGCUGUAAUUUGUUCUGGAAACAGUUUUGGACAUUUUGUUUGCAUAAAUUGUAAGUAAUCAGCAAGAGGGUAAUCAAGUUUCGCCCAGACCCUUAAAGCCCCUUGGGCGAAAAAGAGAAAAGUGUGCUCAAAACAGUCAAAUAACAGAACACCACCGAAGCAAAAAUCAUACGGCUCAACAGUCUUACUACGCUUCAGGCAAUUUCACGCUUGAUCUGAACGCUUGUUCAUAAUAUCUGUCCUCCUGCUGUGUGUAUUAUACCAUUUUAAGUCCCCCUCCCCUACGCGCUCGAGAACAAAACCAAAAUCAGUUAUCUAUAUUUCCCAACUUUUGAAUUUCACGCCAUACAAUAUCUUGUUGAAUAUCAGGAACUUCGCGCCUGCAAAGCGCUUUCUUUCUAAGCAACUUCUGAAAAUAUCCGAUCUGAAUUUCCAAGAUCACGUCCACAGAUUAUUGCCUCCACUUAUUACAUUUAACCCAGUUCAAUAGUUAGCGGGAGUUUUGUGCGUAUUACCCAAAUUUGUACCAAUUUGAAAACAAGUGAACCUUGUUAUUCAUUUGCUACUUUGAGCCAGAUUUCGCACGUUAAAAACCGCCUGUUUGUUGUUAUCGUCUUAAUUCCAAACUUGGUCAAUCAGCUCUGGACUUUAUUUAGUUAAGAUCCGUGUGUUAAUUAUUUGACUGCUCCUGAAGACAGUCCGGAGGAAAAGUGUCAAAAGUUGGACUCUUCAUUCAAAAUUCUGUAUAUUCUCAAAAGUCGCGAAAUUUAUAUGAAUUACUUUACACUUUUACUUAAAAUCUCUUCUUACCGGAGACUGCUGUAAUUAACAAGUCUGGUAGAUUUUGUGUCUAAAAUAAGAAUCGGCGGCGAAAAAAGUCCUCACGGUUUUGUGUGGCCUCACUCUAAGGUGAUAUUAUACUGUGCCGGUAACUGUGAUGGAAAAUUAGAGUUUUGGCAUCUUGUCCCGUUGGUCCAAAUUAAUUUAACUGGACGCAGUUUUCAAAUUUGCAAUAAUGUGCAUCGGCUCUUUUUUUGCUCUAGAAAAAAAAAAUAGAAUAUUUUCCAUAUUCAGUUUACAGCAUCAUAAAUAAAACUUCAGCCACUGCUAGCUAUACGUGCGUGCAUAUCUAAUUAAGGAUGAAACGACAUCUACGUACUGGUGCAGUUCAGUUAUAACUCAUAACUAGGAACUGCUAAUAACUAAUUUCUAUUCUCACCCAAGUCUCAAGACGCAAAUUUUACUCCCUCCCCGAAUAUUUUUAAAUGUGCUUUCCAUUUGUGACUUUUGGACCCUAGUGAUGUGUAUGUAUUAGGAAACUAAACUCGAGACAUCGAUAGAUAGUUGCGACAUUCCAGCCAGUACUCUUUGCCUUCCUUUUAUCCAGUUAGGAGUUUUGCUCAUUAUCACACUUUGCACUUUUUACUUUUAUCUUCAUUCUACAUUAUUACAACAAAUACAGCUAUCUUCUCUCUUGUACGAGAACGUAGUAGAGAAAGUUUAUUACUUUCCCUAAUUUCUAGAUCUAACUCAAGUAGACCGCGAACAAGUGUAAAAGACAUACCAACUACUCAUUAGGAGUAGCGGAAUAUACCAGCUAGCAACCCUGAAAACAUAUUACCAUUUCAUCACCCCUGCGGUACUUCCCCCAACAUCUGAAUAUUAAAGCAUCUUUAAUUUAUCACCAGUGUGUUUAUAUUACUUAGUUUACUCUACUUUAUUGGAGCGAACUUUAUCUGCAAUGGAGUCUGGUAAUAGCAUCCAGCAUUAUUCUCCAUCACAUUAUGUGUCCACCAACCCCCCAGACGGUGCGGCGCACCCUCCGUUGCGCCAAGCUAUUUCAGCCCCCCAGACCCCAGUUUUUGCCGAGUACUUCGUGAUGCCGAAAGAUGCUGGCAACAAUCCGCCGCUACAUUCUGCCAACAGUAUGGCGAAUGGGGGAAUACAUAACCCGAAUGCCCAAUCUUAUCAAGUAACAAACUUGCCGUCGAACAAUUUCCAAAUGCAAACGCGACCUUUAAUUUAUCAACCUGCAAGUGCACCUGGGCUUUUGUAUCAGCAGCAGCCAGUGUUAAGCCCAUCUCCGGAUCAGCCGGAUGACAGUGGGCUGUGUGGGUUUUUGAAUUUUGGGUUCUCGAAGUCUUUCGAGAAUCUGGCUUAUGGCGACCAGGAAAAUGGAGAUAGUCCCGGUGGGGAGAAUCACAGUUUCAGAGUUUUUGCCGAGGAAACAACAAUGCAUGGAAUAAAAUACGUGGUGCUGCCGGGUGCGCGUAUCACCAUCAAGCGGGUGUUGUGGACCCUGGUGUUCGCCCUGUUCUGGGUCUACUUCAUCAGUGUGAGUGUGAAGAAGGUGCAGUUCUACUACUCCUACCAACAUAUUACACAGCUAGACGAAGAGUCACAGGCCUUAGACUUCCCUGCCAUCACAAUCUGCAACUUGAACCCAAUCAGACUGUCUGCAUUCACCCCCAGUGACCUCUACAAUGCGGGCAAGAUGUAUGACGUCAUAGAUGACAACAUGGCCCUCAAAGAGGACCUUUUCAGUGAUGACAACCCACAGACGAAGGUGCUGCGACAGAAGUUGGCUUCUCUGUCGGAUGCUGACAGGACACGUGACUUCAGUCUGGAGGAGUUCCAGAUGAGGGCUGGUCACAAGAUGAAGGACAUGUUGAAGGCGUGCAAGUGGAGGGACCUGACCUGUUCAUAUAUGGACUUCAAACCAGUUUUGACAGAGAUGGGUCUGUGCUACCAGUACAACUCCAACGCGACCUGGGACGAAGAGACUAAGUCGUACCAGUUCAAGAAGGUGUUCAAGGGAGGGGCUGGCAAUGGACUCAAGAUGCUACUGGUCACGGAAGAGGACGAGUAUCUCCCUCCUCAGAUCGAAAGCUUCGAGACUUCUCUGGAGACUGGGUUCAAAUUGGAGAUCCAUGACCCGGAUGUGCCCCCACUGGUCCACCAGCUGGGAGUGGGAAUCGCACCCGGACUGCAGACAUUUGUGGUGCUCCAAAAAGAACAGGUGACAUACUUGACUAAACCUUGGGGUGAGUGUGUGAAGACAUUCGAGAAGACUAUCAACUUCACCAAGUACAGUGACCCCGCCUGCAGGAUAGAAUGUGAGACAGAACACAUCGUGGACGAGUGCGACUGCAGACUCCCGUUCAUGCCAGUUCUAAGCACCAAACCCAAGAGUCAAAUUGUGUGCUCGCCUGCAAAAUACAAAGACUGUGCAAUUGGCCGACUGAACAAAAUUGAAGACGGUGAAGCGUGUGGACCUGAAACGUGCAUUAAACCGUGCGAAAUUUCACGCUACAAGAGCAGCAUGUCGUCAGUGAAAUUCCCAUCCUACCUGGGUGCCAUUAAAUUGAGCGAAGAGUACCCAGGAGUGUUCACGAAGAAAACAGAUGGAAAUAGUGAUUCAUCGGGACCUAAAGACGGAGAGAGUGGAGGAGAGAACUCAGAAGGCGGCGCGGGAGAAGCUGUCAGUGCGAAGGCUACUCAAGCGUACUGGAAAGAGGUAGAGAACAAAAUAUCAAAACAAGCCCUCGUGGUGUCUAUCUACUUUCAGUCUCUCAGUUUGCAGACCAUCAUCCAAGUGGGAGCUUAUGACUUCGCUGCAAUGCUCGGCGAUAUAGGAGGUCUGAUGGGUCUGUUCAUCGGGGCAUCGGCCAUGACCCUGUUCGAGUUCUUCUUCUUCUUCUGCGAUUCCCUCAUCCUCCGUCGCAAAGGUGCUUCCAGGAGCAGCUCCACCGAGGAGACAGAAAAGAGUGAGAUGAUGGGGGAGAAUCUGAGGAGUGCAGGAGGGGGACUGGGGGAGCAGCAGCCCCUGAAGAGUGUGUUGAUGGCCGCACCCCCCGGGGCUGUGGACGGGUCAAAGUUCGUGUUCAAUGUCAAUCACAACGACCACAAUGCAGAAUACAAUGCUGCCAUGUCCAGAUUGCUUCCACAGUUUAGUGCUCAUCCGUUGCACAAUUCAUUUCAACAUCAACAAAUGCAGCAACAACAGCAGCAACAACAACAAGCUCAGAGAGGUUACUCCCCCCUCCUCAAAAGACCCAGCUACACUGGGGGAGGUGCAUUCGGGCAGCCGCAGCAACUGCAACAACAACAGCAGCAUCCGAAUGACGGCGGAAUGAUGUCGCCACAUGACGCUUCCAGCUACCCAGCCUCCCCCGCCCCUCCCGCAAAUGGGGGGAUGGUCAUGCCGAAUUCCUCUUUUCCACACCAGCAGGCAAAUAUGCCCCAGAAUAUGUAUGUUACAACCGCCCCCUACCAGCCGGGCCAGGGGGGCAAAAUAUUCCUGCCGAACAGUCUGCCACAGGAGCGAUACUGCUGAAAAAAGCGAACAAAACUGAAAUUUUUAACGAAUAUCUUUUGUAGCUGGCGCUAAAUACCGAAGAAAGACGACUUUAGAGUUAUUAAAUGUCACGUCUAAGCUAUGAUUUGGUGUCAUUGCUGAAUUGUUGACUUGAUUCACAGAGCAGAGCGAUUGUUUAAAUUUAAAAUUGCCAUUUUUAUUUUGCGUAUUUCACAUUACUAUUUAAAUCUCACAUAAAUGCCAUACUUUGAGUCAUCGAUAAAUUUCCAGAUUUAUAUAUGGACAUUAAAAACAAUUGUCAUCUUAUAAACUGAAUAGCCGUGUCUGUUUAAUUCAAAAAAGUUGAGGUCGAAGCUUCAAGCGGAAAGCGAGUACUGUUUUUGAUCUAUCUAAAUUGGUAUGUGUAAUUUUAGAGCAUCUUUUAAUUCAAUUUUCUAUGAAA
Symsagittifera roscoffensis is the source of this 5867-nucleotide messenger RNA. RefSeq names its product acid-sensing ion channel 2-like. The transcript has 13 exons. The record is from RefSeq and is a predicted model, not a curated record. Gene Ontology annotation, biological process: sodium ion transmembrane transport. Gene Ontology annotation, cellular component: plasma membrane. Bases 2849 to 5443 code for a protein of 864 amino acids. NCBI's taxonomy places the organism in Eukaryota, Metazoa, Xenacoelomorpha, Acoela, Convolutidae. Gene Ontology annotation, molecular function: ligand-gated sodium channel activity.